AUAAGCAAGCAUGCAAGAUUUUGCUGCAAUUCUUUCAUGGCAACUAGCACCAUUGCUCCCCCACCUGCUUUGAAACGCAGAAAAAUGUUUAUAGAUACAAGGGAAAUGGGGAAAGACAAAAAAAAUCCCAUUUGUUUUCCAGAGAUUCAAGUUAACUACACUGUACUUUUUCCUUCUUCUUUGUUCUUUCUGAACUAAAGCAGAACGUUUGUCAUGUUCCUAAUCAAGCAUUCAUAAGUCAUAAGCCCACCUUAUGUGAUUUGAAUCCAACUUGCCUUUCCAUUUUCCUGAUAUCCAAAUUAAGCUUUGCCAAUGGCCGUUGAAAUGUGGAGUUACGAGAACACCCUCAAGAUGUUUCCAAAUCUAGGCAGCCACGCCCGUACAGCUUCUGCUGGCUAACAUCAGCUUGGUGGCAGGUUUGGGUUCUCUGCUUAGCAUGUUCAAGCGGUAUGUUGCAGUAAUUUAAAAACAGGAAAAGUACAUUCCAGGAGGGUACUUUCGUCAUUAAAGUGGAAUAUAAAAACAAUUUUCUGGCUCUCUGCCCGAAGCUGGAUGUCUUUGGCACCUCUCAAAACUGCCAUCUCUGCUCUCUCUCUCCACCACCACGACCACCUCCAUCACUGAGUAAACAAACGAAGUACAGACAUUUUCAUGGUCAAAGAAGUUAAAAGUGUUAACUUGGGAGAAAACAUUUGAGGAAAAGGAGGUUUCUUUGCUGUGAAAGAUAGUUUCUUGAAGAUGAAAGACCCGCCGUUGGUGAAAGCUGCAGCGGUAAAAGCAACAGAUCUUUCGACAAAGUAAAUAACCCAGAAGUCACUUUCUUUUUGUAAAGCAGUUUCCAUCUUGCUGUUUGGUUAAGUUUCCAUCAAAGUUUAGAAAGAAGAAAGGGAACCAAAAAAAAAGAGUUGAUCUGUAGAAGAGAGGUGAGCAAGGAAAAAUGGGGUGUUGGUACUCGAGGAUUGAUAGAGAAGAGACUGUUUCACGUUGCAAGGCGAGAAAGAGAUACAUGAAACAAUUGGUUAACGCUAGACAAGCUCUUGCCGCGUCGCAUUCUAUGUAUCUUCGCUCUUUACGAGGCACUGGCUCGGCUCUCCUUCAAUUUUCCAACAACGAAACUACUCUCCACCUCCACCACCAUGUCCCUCCGCCGCCUCAACCGCCAGCACCGCCGCCGCCGCCAAUGAGUCCUGGUUCAGAUACUUGGACAUCUGCUACUACGGCCUCCCCUGCUCUGCCUCCGCCGCCUCCUCCACCUCCAUCGAGUAGCUGGGACUUCUGGGAUCCAUUCGGUCCGGCUACUGCGUCACGGUCAGCCACAGAGGAGGAAUGGGAGGCUGCUACGUUGGCAUCUGAGGUGGCGGUCACCGCUACAACCACCGCAACCGGGGCUGCGAGCAUGGCGGCGCCACCUUCUGUGGUGAGUGGAUUCUCGAAAGAUACCGGAAGCGAGCUGGCUAUGGUGGUUUCGAGGAAUAGUAAAGAACUGGUGGAGAUUGUGAAAGAGGUCGAUGAGUAUUUUCUUAAAGCUGCCGAUGCUGGUAGCCAGCUCUCGGUACUGUUAGAAGUUUCAAAUUCCAACUUUUCUAACCAAAGUAAAGGAGAUAAAGUGUAUAACUAUGGUUGCAAUCUGACCCCAACAACUUGGACAUGGAAUUGGAAUCCGAAAAUGGAAGGAAUUGGGAAGUUGGGAGAGGACAGGAUUGGAGGAAAUGUAGGUGGUAGUGUUCAUAGCAGCAGCCAUUGUUCUACCAUAGAAAGAUUGUACGCUUGGGAGAAGAAAUUAUACCAGGAGGUCAAGCAUGCGGAGGCUAUAAAGAUAGAGCAUGAGAAGAGGGUGGCCCAGCUGAGGAAGCUGGAGGUGAAGAGAGCUGACUAUGUCAAGACUGAGAAGACAAAGAAAGAAGUCGAAAAAUUAGAAUCCCAAAUGAUGGUUGCUGCUCAGGCCAUCGAGACUACAUCUACCGAAAUCAUCAAGCUGAGAGAGUCAGAGCUUUAUCCUCAACUCCUUGACCUUGUAAAAGGAUUGAUAUGCAUGUGGAGAAGCAUGUAUGAGAUCCAUCAAGUUCACACGCACAUAGUUCAGCAGCUCAAGUACCUCAACUUCAUCCCUUCCAAUGAGCCAACAUCUGAGAUUCACAGGCAAUCAACUCUUCAGCUUGAGCUUGAAGUCCAGCAAUGGCAUUUGUCGUUCUGUAACUUAGUCAAGGCUCAACGAGACUACAUUCAGUCACUUGCAGGCUGGCUCCGGCUUAGUCUUUUCCAGUUCAGCAAGAACCCACUUUUAAGAACCAGUCAGGAAUCGAAAAUCUACUCAUUUUGUGAAGAAUGGCAUCUUGCAGUUGACAGGAUUCCAGAUAAGGUAGCAUCUGAAGGGAUCAAGAGCUUCUUGACCGUAAUCCAUGCCAUCGUGGUUCAGCAAGCAGAUGAGUAUAAGCAAAAGAAGAAGGCAGAUUGUACAUUUAAAGAUUUUGAGAAGAGGGCUGCUGAGCUUAGAUCACUAGAAAGCAAGUAUGGCCCUUUUUCCAUGCCUGAAAUGAACAAGGACCCUGUUGCACAAAAGCGAGCAAAAGUGGAAAUGUUGAGAGCAAAGGCAGAGGAGGAGAAGAAUAAGCAUGAAAAGUCAGUGAGUGUAACAAGGGCGAUGACUUUGAACAACCUUCAGAUGGGGUUUCCCCAUGUCUUUCAGGCGAUGGUAGGAUUUUCAAGUGUAUGUAUGCAAGCAUUUGAAGCUGUAUACAACCAAGCCAAGAGUUUUGAUCAGGAGCAUGAUGUGAAGAGAAUACUCCCUUGAGAACAGACAAGCAUACGGGGCAAAAAUAAUGCUACCACCCAUGCCUGCUUUCGUGUAUAGAUGUUCACCCUGUUCAGUAGUUGGAUUGGAGUCCAGACUUCAGAGAAGGUGCUGCAUAGUUUUUGUUGGCCAUGCAGCUCCAUCUUAUGCAAACUCUCGAUGGAGAUGAUUAAAAUCCAAACAGUUUGAGAUGGUAUAGGAAGUAGAAAAAAUUUCCAUUGGGAAUCUAGCCUAGAUUAUCUAGGGGUUUUCCAAGUAGGAGCUUAGGAUCAUAUACCCUUGGUUUGUCUUUGUCAGAAUGCUAUGAAAUUUUUCUCUUUCAUGUUUUGCCCUUUUUGAAUUAUGAAAUUAUUUUUUAU
Molecule: messenger RNA, 3150 nt
Organism: Theobroma cacao (cacao)
Lineage: Eukaryota; Viridiplantae; Streptophyta; Magnoliopsida; Malvales; Malvaceae
Product: pyridoxal-phosphate-dependent serine hydroxymethyltransferase, putative (DUF632)
Source: RefSeq, a predicted model, not a curated record